Molecule: messenger RNA, 579 nt
Organism: Cylicostephanus goldi
Lineage: Eukaryota; Metazoa; Nematoda; Chromadorea; Rhabditida; Strongylidae
Source: the annotation of a GenBank genome assembly
GCCGAAAAACAGGAGAUCCUUAUUCAACUUGAACAGGAACGCGAUGGAAACGCUGAGAUUGAGGAAAGAAGCGCUAAAUUAUUGGCACAGAAGGCUGAUGUUGAGAAGCAGAACACAGACCUUGCUGACCAACUAGCUGACCAAGAAGACCGUAAUGCUGCUCUUACAAAAGCUAAGAAGAAGGUUGAACAAGACAAUGAUGCGCUAAAGAAGACAGUAUCCGAACUGGAAACGACUAUCAAAAAACAGGAGCAAGAGAAACAAAGUAAAGAUCAUCAGAUUCGUAGCUUGCAGGAUGAGAUUGCUUCCCAAGAUGAAGCCAUCUCCAAGAUCAACAAAGAAAGGAAGAACCAAGAAGAGGUCAAUCGCAAACUUCUAGACGACAUUCAAGCCCAAGAAGACAAAGUGAACCACAUCACAAAAGUGAAAGCGAAACUCGAAUCCACACUUGACGAAGUGGAAGAUGCGCUUGAGCGAGAAAAACGCAGUCGACAAGAUGCCGAAAAAUUGAAGCGGAAAGUCGAAGGAGAGCUAAAGGUUGAUAACUAUUUUUUACUCAGCGGUAGAUUGAUAGGGUAA